AUGCUUGAAGGAAGUGAUGCGAGUGUUGGGGGAGAUGUUCGCCCUUGUUGUGGAGAAACGAACCGGUUGCGUGUUGGCAGUCUACGAGCCACUGGGAGUGAUGAGCUGCGUAGCUGCCAUCACCUCAUCCUCACGGAAAAAGUUGAAAGGGAAUCUUUGCGUUCUCUCCGCUUGUGCACUUCCAUUCAGACACUGCGCUUCGAGGGCGAAUACCCUUUCGCUGACUUAAGCCCUAUUCCCGAACUGAGGUCGCUAGGCGAGUUGUCUAUUGAAGAAGCACCGAAGCUGGAAAACUUCGUUGGCAUUAAAAAUCUUCCCCAACUGAAAGCACUGGAAGUUGCUGAGGCCCCAAUUAGGGGAGGAUGCUUGCAGACCCUAACCGCUGGGUGCAACCUCGUAAAACUCUGCCUUGAUUCGUGUCCCUAUUUGAAGGAUGUUUCACCUCUUGCUGAGAUGACAGCAUUGGAGCAUCUGGCAAUAUGUAAGUGUGUGGGUAUUGAGACGGGUAUCGGUAGUCUUGGAAAGUUGCCGGCACUUCGCGAGCUGUAUUUGAUAGGCACGUCGAUGAGGGGCAACUCUCUUCGUGGCCUAGGCGCCACCACCAGUCUUUUGAAUCUCUGUAUAGUUUCGUGUGGUUGUCUAACGGAUGUGCUGCACAUCGCUGAUGUUCAGGUUCUGAGACAGCUUACUCUUGAGUCAUGCACAUCUCUGGAGGAAGGUGUUGGGAAGCUGGGUGGUUUGCCAGCGCUAUAUGAACUUGAUCUAAGUUAUUCCUCCAUUGUGGACGUUUUUUUGCAGGGUCUUUCUUCAAGCCGGAGUUUGGUAAAACUUAACCUUUCCUGGUGCGACCAGCUAACUGACGUCUCGCCCCUCGCGGAGCUGAAGACCUUGAAGUACCUUAAUCUCCAGUCGUGCGAGGCUGUGGUGGCAGGUAUUGGUGACCUGGGUAAGUUGCCAGGACUCUACGAACUUGAUUUGAGCUGCACACCCAUUACCGAUUGUGCUCUGCGAGACUUGUGCUCAAGUCGGAGUCUUGUAAGACUUGAUAUUUCUUCCUGCGAUAAUCUAACGGAUUUAUCAGCACUCGUAAGCCUCAAAACGCUAGGGGAGUUAAAUCUUGACGCGUGCACAGAGGUGAAACAGGGUAUUGGCAAUAUUUCUCAGCUUCCUGAACUCCGUAGACUAGAUGGAACGUGUUUGCCCAUCACAGACGACUCUCUGCGGGAUUUGAGCGCAAGCCGCAGUUUGGUGGUGCUUUGCCUCGAUACGUGCAUGGACAUUACCGAUGUAUCUUGCCUCGCUGCAGUGAAGACCUUGGAGGAAAUUAGCCUCAACUCUUGCCUGUCAGUGGAAAAGGGUGUGGAAGCGCUUACGACUUUGCCACGGUUGCGUUCCGUGAACUUGAGGGGUGUCAAAAUUGACAGUGAAGUCUUAUCGGAGCUCCAGGCGAGGGGAGUGAAUCUGCUUCGAUGA
Trypanosoma brucei brucei TREU927 is the source of this 1473-nucleotide messenger RNA. RefSeq lists its product as uncharacterized. Lineage: Eukaryota; Euglenozoa; Kinetoplastea; Trypanosomatida; Trypanosomatidae. The coding region runs from base 1 to 1473 and encodes 490 amino acids. The record is from RefSeq and is a predicted model, not a curated record. The transcript has a single exon.